This is a messenger RNA of Aspergillus ochraceoroseus IBT 24754, 774 nucleotides long. Its product is annotated as ADP-ribosylation factor family protein. Gene Ontology annotation, cellular component: Golgi apparatus. NCBI's taxonomy places the organism in Eukaryota, Fungi, Ascomycota, Eurotiomycetes, Eurotiales, Aspergillaceae. The transcript has 2 exons. The coding region runs from base 1 to 774 and encodes 257 amino acids. Gene Ontology annotation, molecular function: GTPase activity; GTP binding. The record is from RefSeq and is a predicted model, not a curated record. Gene Ontology annotation, biological process: intracellular protein transport; protein localization to organelle; Golgi to plasma membrane protein transport.
AUGUACCAUCUGGCCAAGUCGUUGUAUAUGUAUGCCACCAGCAAGGAGGAGUACUCCGUGCUGCUCCUCGGCCUGGACAACGCUGGCAAAACCACCCUCCUCUCCCAGAUCAAAGCCCUCUAUCAGCCGCGCGCAGAUGGCGCCCCCCCUCCUAACCCAGGCAAAACCGUGCCCACCGUCGGACAAAACGUCUCCACCAUUUCCUUACCGGAUAUGUACCUGAAGAUCUGGGAUGUUGGUGGUCAGAUUUCCAUGCGAAACCUCUGGCAGAGCUACUACGCCAGCUGCCAUGCCAUCAUCUUCGUCGUGGAUAGUGCAGACGUGGGCCAAGAUCCAGACAUUACCCGGUUACCAUCCUCCGCAGGCAAUCGACGGCCUAGUUCUGUGUCCGGAACGGGAGGCGCCGCGACAGACGACAGCGCCGCUAUUUCCUUUGCCGAGCAGAUGGCCGGUAUCAACGCCCCCGGUAGUGACUUUGGCCGACUAGACGAGUGUCGCCAGGUGUUGGAGUCCGUACUGCAGAAUUCCGAUGUCGCGGGGGUGCCAAUCCUGAUACUGGCCAAUAAGCAGGAUCGGGAAGACUCCGUGGAGGUUGUCCGGAUCAAGGAGGGGUUUGUGCGGAAGGUCUUUGAGGGAGAAACGGGUAGUGGUGUGCGGGAUAGUCGUGUCUUGCCGAUUAGUGCACUUAUGGGCUCUGGGGUGCAGGAGGCUGUGGAAUGGGUCCAGAGCAGGGUUAAGUGGAAUAAGGAAGGAAGACCGCCUGUGAUGCGGUGA